Messenger RNA from Nomia melanderi (Alkali bee), 2862 nucleotides. RefSeq names its product ubiquitin-conjugating enzyme E2 eff (gene eff). The record is from RefSeq and is a predicted model, not a curated record. NCBI's taxonomy places the organism in Eukaryota, Metazoa, Arthropoda, Insecta, Hymenoptera, Halictidae.
UCCGUGGUGACUCUGUCUUGAUUUCACAAUAUAAGAUUGAAGAGAAUGUACAAGGACGGCCUUUUCCUCUGGGAUGUUUGUAUUAUAAAAUUCAAUAUAUAAAAUAAUCAUAAGCAAAAUCACAAGUCACCUACUUAACUAUCUAAAAAAUACUGGAAGAAUACUUUAUGGUAUUUGGUUUGACGAACGCAGUAGGACUACGUUUAGAAGGCAGCCAUCUUGCAAUCCCUAAUCAAAGAUCUUCGGCUAGCGGCUAUCGCUGUCUGGUUUUCAGCCAGUUAAUAUCAACACACAGUUCAUCAAAUGGCUUUAAAACGAAUUAAUAAGGAACUUCAGGACCUUGGUAGAGAUCCACCGGCGCAAUGCUCUGCUGGUCCUGUAGGAGAUGAUUUAUUCCACUGGCAGGCUACUAUUAUGGGACCACCUGACAGUCCAUAUCAAGGAGGAGUAUUUUUCCUUACAAUUCACUUCCCCACAGAUUACCCAUUCAAACCACCUAAGGUUGCUUUUACAACUAGAAUUUAUCAUCCAAAUAUUAACAGUAAUGGAAGUAUUUGUUUGGAUAUUUUAAGAUCGCAAUGGUCCCCAGCACUCACCAUAUCAAAGGUGUUACUGUCAAUAUGCUCUUUGCUCUGCGAUCCAAAUCCAGAUGAUCCUCUGGUACCAGAGAUAGCAAGGUUAUACAAAACUGACAGGGAGAAAUACAAUGAAUUGGCACGUGAAUGGACGCGCAAGUAUGCCAUGUGAUGCGCCAACCUCCGUUGACUUCAACAUCUAAAAACCACCAACAAGCAGCCCCAGCCUAUUGCCACUUAUGCAUCAGCACCGAUUGAAAUUAGUUAUGGCUCGUCUACUUUUAAACUUAAGCCAGUACUUGGGAUCGAAGAGUGCUCAGACAAACGUGGUCGAUCUGAAAUUUUCUUCGUCCUGAGAGGCCUGCGAAUAUUGAGACGUUGCCACAAUGGCAAUUGAGGCAAUUUUAAAGGUGGUCACAUAACAUUAUAUAUAUAAAUCAGGAAAAAAAAAGAAAUAUGUCCGCUUUGAUUUUCAUAAAUAAAAAUGGAAGUAAAAUAUAGGAGAGUGAAAGUAGGAUUUGUAUUUGAAUUUAAUAGUUUAAUUUCUAAUUAUUAUGCUUAUGAUACCGUAAUUAUUAUGUACCUACUUUCUCAGUGAAACGAAAACCUUUGAACUGACAGCACACCAAUUGUUAGUUUUAACGCAAGUGAGCAAUGUUUGCCCGUCCCUUGGAACGAUGCAGUCACAUUUUUGUAAGACUGGGCUAUAUAUAAAUACUACUGAAACUAUACCUGUAUGUUUUGUUCAAUUAUUAAAAUUCCUUACCUAUCUAACAAAUUCUACGAGUAACUCGAAAUUUGUGGUUUGGUUCCUGUGUGUGUGUAGUAGUUUAAUUAUGCAUAUCGUUAAUCGAUAAAUUGGACUAUACAAGUCAAAGUAACUGAAACAUAUGCAGCAAGUAAGAGAAAAUUUGUUUAGCCACUUAUCUGACCGCGACAAAAGUACCUGCCGUUCACGGGCCUGUACGAUAUUAAUACCAAUCAAAGACAUUCACAGUUUUUUUACGGCGUAGGUUUUACGUCACUCGGUCUUAUUUACGUACUAUUGGAAGGAUGUAGUCAUUGAUGUCACUAUUUAUCGAUAAAUGAUGGAAAGCGAAUUACAUUUUAUUUGGAUUCUCACGUAAAACGCGUUACGGAGUAGAUCGAAAUUAUUUCAAUAAGCCUUGGAGCUUAAAGGACGGAUUUAUAAAAUCCUUCGUAUUCAUUUUAUAUUAAUGCGUCAGUUAUAUUAUCAGCGAAGUCAUGCGUUGUACCUUGCGAAUCCAUGAUUCGCCUGUCACUCUAUUUUAUUCGAAUCAAUGCGUUUACUAUUGUUUUGCGUGUAAAUUUUUCUUUAAGCGAUAACUUUUUAUUAUUAUUAUUAUUAUUAAUUAUUAUUAUUAUUAUUAUUAUUACUAUUAUUACUAUUAUUAUUUAGAAUCUGUCUUAAGUUUCCUUGUCAACCACAAUAUAAAUACGUACCUUCACUAUUACUAUCUCUGCAAAGACCUCUACUAUGCGAACAGAACUAACCGUUUACGUAGAUUUUAAUGUUUUCGAAUAUACCAAGAUACGUUCUCAAUGCUAUAUAUUUUUUCAUAUAUUGUGGCUGUAAAGGAUCCGCAGUGAGGUUUCAGACUACUCUACCUAAAUCUACCUAAUACAAUCUAUACGUGAUGAAGGAUCACGUUGCUGCCACGUAACGUAUCGUUCAUCGGUUAGCUCGUUUAAAAUAAUUUAACGAUGAUGCACCUGUCGUUCGGUGCUAGCAGUGUUUUCGGCUUCUAAAUCUAGAUAAUGGUAUAUAAAGAAAUCCCGAGAUAUCGUAAUGAUGGUCACUUAAUUAGAAAGUAAGCAAAAGGAAAAAGAAAAUGACAAAAAAAAAAAGAAUACAUGGAAACGAUUCUGUCUUGCGAGCGAUAAGAUCAAUUGCGUUGAUGGUCAAGUCUCGAAACUGUAAAUCGGUGCUUAUAAAGUAUGGCAUGCUCGCGGAGCGACUAACGAAGCCUAGAAAAGACAAAUCGAUUAGUAUGUAAGAACAGCGUAUCACUUGUUAAUGUCGAUUCUGUCUCGUACGAACCUGUAUUGCUGUAAUUUAAUUACGAGGUAAAACGCUCAGGCAAACACAGGUAUUCAGAACAUUUUGCCACGAAAAAUUGAUUCAUCGUUCACAACUUCUACUAGGAAGGAAAACUACUCAUGUGUAAUUAAUUAUUACUAUCGCAAUAAUGAACAUUUUUAAUAACGUAUCUUGUGUACAUUUUAGCAUUAGCCCUUUAUAUAAUAAAUUCCAACAUGAUGAUAA